Messenger RNA from Phyllostomus discolor (pale spear-nosed bat), 15501 nucleotides. It is a transcript of the gene DGKH, whose product is annotated as diacylglycerol kinase eta. Gene Ontology annotation, molecular function: ATP-dependent diacylglycerol kinase activity; protein binding. The record is from RefSeq and is a predicted model, not a curated record. The transcript has 31 exons. NCBI's taxonomy places the organism in Eukaryota, Metazoa, Chordata, Mammalia, Chiroptera, Phyllostomidae. Bases 3439 to 7092 code for a protein of 1217 amino acids. Gene Ontology annotation, biological process: diacylglycerol metabolic process; intracellular signal transduction; lipid phosphorylation.
GAGAAAGAGAAGGGAGAGAAACAUUGAUCAGGUUCCUUUCCUAAACACUCCUACAGGACCAAGCCCUGACCAGGAAUCCAACUGGUGACUUUACACUUUGUGGGAAGAUGCCCAGCCAACUCACUGAGCCACAUUGGUCAGAGCUGUCCAAAUGAUUUUUAUAUCUAGUUGGCUCUGAUGAAACUAUUCAGAACUAAUGGAAAACUAGGCAAGAAGUGUUUCAAAGGAAAAGGGGCCAAAAUAUAAAUGAGAGGUUGUAUGUAUAUUUGUGAAUUAGGUCUAGAUGAUGAAAGGAUUUUAUCUUAGGUGCAGAGCUGACCAUAUAUAUACAUGCAGUUGAUGUCAGGAUUAAUCUCAAUCUUUUUCAUUCAGGUAACAACUGAGACAACUUUAAUACAGUAAAGUUUUGAAUGUUAAAUUCUAAAUAUGUAACAGAUAGUGUAUUACGGAAGUAGUUUUGAAGUUUGGAUGAAACCAGGCCUGUACUUGUUCCACCUCCAGUGUUCUUUGCAUGAUUCCCAUUGGUUAGGAACAUGAGUUUCAGAACACGUCUGUUUUUUAAGUGUCUACUUGGGUUCUUCAGGAUACAAAGUAGACUUCUACAUGUUUAUAAUCAAAUAUUUAACAUAAAGCCAUAGAGCAUACAGGAUUAAAAAGUCGAAUAGAUAAUAAACCUCUGUUGUUACAAUGAUCAAUAGUAGUUCAAAAUGUUUAUAGAUAGUAACAUGCUAAUAUUCAUAAAGUUGGUAUGGGAACGAGAACUGGCUGUUGCUUAUAUAUACCCAGUGUAAUAGGUUUUUUUUUUUUUUUUUUUUUUUUUUUUUUUAAUGGGGGAGGAAGCCCUGUUGAGUAGAAACCUGAUUUAGUGGUAGUUUCUAUUUCCAUUUCAUCAUGAAUGCAGUGUCUGCAUGGGUUAUGUCCAAGUUUUCAAUGGUGUUUUUGUGGUAUGUUCCAAAGAUUUCAAAGUAACAAUAAUAAAAGAAUUGUGUAAGACAUAUCUAAGAAAUUACUUGAAAAUAUGAAAACACCAAGUAAGGAAAAUGUCAAGGAAGUCAUGUAAAUCAAAGAAAUAAUGUAAUAUACCGCAUAUUUGAAAUUCAUGUCAGUUACCAUUUUGAGCUGCAUUAAAAUGGUUGAAAAUAUUGAGCUCUUGACAUUGCUAUUACAUUUUAAAGGAAGUGGAGUGCAUUGCAGAUAGACAGUAUACAGAUAGGUUGUUCAUUCUGGAAACUCCUAAUUUACAGACAAGACAUGAGAAGAAGCUAGUGGGUCAGGUACCUUAAAUUAGGGAUUACUCGAAAAAUUACUCUUCAGUAGAGAUGAUUGAAGAAAAGAGGGUGUUUUCAUAAGCUGUCUUUUGUGGGAAAUGAAGUGACAUUCCUUCCUACACAGUAUUUCCAGUCUGAGUGUUCUAUGUGCUAGGGAAAUUGUAGAGCAGGGACCAUUUAUUUAGCAUGAGUAGGCUAAGACUGGCUGUGCUUUCAAAGUCACAACCAAGUUUUAGAACUUGUUUCAGGAGUGUUUGAAGAGCACGGAUAACUGUAGGGUUACAUGUUUAUGAAGUAAUGAAUACCUUUACUUUGAGGUAUUAAUUGUCCAGCUCUUGUACUUGAAACUAUUUUAAAAUAUCUUUAAGCAGUAACUGUUUGAAUCAGAGAGAGAGAUUUAUUCAGUUCUCUUGUUAAGAUCACAGAAUUAAUAGGCAUGGGUAUUAAACAAUGCCUUUCAGUUUAAUCAUUCUUUUUCUGCCUGGAUUCUGGAAGAAUGUUACUAUAUAAAACUUGAAAGCCUAAAGUAUGAAUAGAAACAUAAUUGACUGACUAACUCUUGUUAUAUAGUGUAGUUAAGUGACUAGAACAUUAGAAUAGUAAUCAUACUUUUUUUUUUCAUUUUAAAGAUCUUAUUUAUUUUUAGAGAGAGGUCAAGGGAGGGAGAAAGAGGGAGAGAAACAUCUAUCAGUAGCCUGGUGGCCCCUCCUGCACCCUGUAACUGGGGGCCUGGCCUGCGUCCCAGGCAUAUUCCCUGAUACAAUCAAACUGAGACCUUUCCCAUUUUCAGAGGACACCCAACCCACUAAGCCACCAGUCAGGGUAGGAAUCAUAUGAUUUUUCACUUUGGUUCCAGUGCUUGCUUUGGGGCCUCAGUUUCUUUAUAUUCAUUAAAAGAGAAUUGAACUAGGUUCCCAUCCCCCCCUCCCCCCCAAAGGGCUCUUUUCUAGGUGUUCUUCUCUACAUUGCGGAACCACUGGACUUAUCAGUGAGUGAAGAGCUAGGUUGGGAUAAAGGCCAUUAUUUGGAUUAGUUAUUUUUUCUCUUAUUUCUGUUCACAGUAAUGUUGUUUGUAGAUAGAAUUACAUAUUUACAGAGGUAUAAGUGCUUAAAGUUUAUUUUGCCCAACUCCUUCCCUGACUAAAAAAGACAACUGAAGUUGCAGAAGUAACCUCUAUAUCAAUUAGUAUUGCAUGUUGGCAAUCUCCUGUCUUUGAAGAUUCAAACAACCAGCACUUUUUAAGUUAUCAAUGCAUUUCAUCUACAGUGUGUAUAUACAUUAUUGGGAUUGAAACAGUUUCUUAAAAUCUCUUAGAACUGUUAGUUUUUUUGACAAAGCAAUAAAAUUAUUGGGAGUAGUAUUGCAACUAAAAAACCCCAAUAGAAUCUUAGUUUGGACUACCAUUAAAGGUUAUAUCAACUGAAAAAGUAGGUCAUGACAACUGAAAAAAUACAAAUGGGUAUUCAAGGCCCAUGAACACAUUAAAGAGAGUGCUUUAGUAAGUGUGAAGGGACUCCACCGUCUGGCAGGGACUUUUUUGCGGGACGUGGACUUUAAAAUUUAGCUAACACCAAUUUGUAGUUACCUGUGGAUGACAAGAAGAAUCUAAUUUUUGUAUUUUCUCCCCUAAACCCACUCAGCCUCCUAUACCUGCACAAGUUUUUUGACUCAGUGCACGCACAACCGGCCUUCGAGGCUGCUAUUCCCAAAUGUUGGCUUAUCCAACUUGCUUGGGACGAAUUGUGAGCAGUGGCUGUAGUCUGUUGAUCCCAUUUCCUUCUGCUCUAGUUCGGGUUAGGGAGUGGCUCUUCAGGACUUCCAAUGUUUUCGUGCUCAGGCACUGGUAUUCACAUGGCUCCAGUGCAUUGUUUUCUUCUAGGCAGUCGCGGGUAGCGCUUGGACCUUUAUUUUGGGUUCUGUCGUCUUGGGCUGCAAGUACUCUGUUGUUUCUGCUCUCUCCCCCGUCCUUUCCAGUUUCCUGUUAGCCAAAGGCAUUGCUCUUUCCGAACGAAAAGUUAUCAGAACGGAGUGGAACCUCCCGGAAAAUGCUCUUGUCUUCCGUGUGUACCGGAUGGGAGUGGGGGUGGCCCAGAAACUGGAUGCCCCUGUCGGUAGCGCUGAAAGGAAGGACCUGAACCCUAGGCAGAGGCGGGAUAGGAGUCCGAGAGGAUGGCCGGGGCCGGCAGCCAGCACCACCCUCCAGGGGCCGCAGGAGGAGCAGCCGCCGGGACUGGCACCGUGGUGACCCCUGCCGCUGCCUCCGCAGGACCCGGAGAGGAUUCAUCGGACAGCGAAGUGGAGCAAGAGGGACCCCAGAAACUGAUCCGCAAAGUGUCUACCUCGGGGCAGAUCCGGACCAAGACCAGUAUUAAAGAGGGACAACUAUUGAAGCAAACCAGUUCUUUCCAAAGGUGGAAAAAGCGAUACUUCAAGCUUCGAGGCCACACACUUUAUUAUGCAAAGGACUCAAAGUCUCUGAUAUUUGAUGAAGUUGACCUCUCAGAUGCCAGCGUAGCUGAAGCAAGCACAAAAAAUGCUAACAACAGCUUCACGAUAAUCACUCCAUUCAGAAGACUAAUGCUGUGCGCUGAGAACAGGAAGGAGAUGGAGGAUUGGAUCAGCUCUCUGAAGUCUGUACAGACCAGAGAACCCUACGAGGUGGCCCAGUUUAAUGUGGAACAUUUCUCAGGGAUGCACAACUGGUACGCCUGCUCCCAUGCCCGACCCACUUUCUGUAACGUGUGCCGAGAAAGUCUUUCUGGAGUCACCUCCCAUGGCCUUUCCUGCGAAGUAUGUAAAUUCAAGGCUCACAAGAGGUGUGCAGUGAGGGCAACAAAUAACUGCAAGUGGACGACUCUGGCCUCCAUUGGGAAGGACAUCAUAGAGGAUGAAGACGGAGUGGCUAUGCCUCACCAGUGGCUAGAGGGUAACUUGCCUGUGAGCGCCAGAUGUGCUGUCUGUGACAAAACCUGUGGCAGCGUUCUUCGUCUGCAAGAUUGGAAAUGCCUUUGGUGUAAAACGAUGGUACACACUGCCUGCAAAGACUUAUACCAUCCUAUAUGUCCACUUGGCCAGUGUAAAGUGUCUAUCAUACCUCCAAUUGCACUAAACAGCACUGAUUCUGAUGGUUUCUGUAGAGCAACGUUUUCAUUCUGUGUUAGUCCUCUGCUGGUUUUUGUCAAUUCUAAGAGUGGAGAUAAUCAGGGAGUAAAGUUCCUCCGACGAUUUAAACAGUUACUAAAUCCGGCUCAGGUGUUUGACUUAAUGAAUGGAGGCCCUUAUUUAGGUUUAAGAUUAUUCCAGAAGUUUGACAAUUUCCGGAUUCUUGUUUGUGGAGGAGAUGGAAGUGUAGGUUGGGUUUUGUCAGAAAUUGAUAAGCUCAACUUGAAUAAACAGUGUCAGCUGGGAGUGUUGCCUUUGGGUACUGGAAAUGACCUUGCCCGGGUUCUUGGUUGGGGAGGUUCAUACGAUGAUGACACCCAACUUCCCCAGAUACUAGAGAAGUUGGAACGGGCCAGUACCAAAAUGUUGGACAGGUGGAGUAUAAUGACCUAUGAACUCAAAUUGCCACCAAAGGCUUCUCUACUUCCAGAACCUCCAGACGCAUCUGAAGAAUUUUAUAUGACAAUUUAUGAAGACUCAGUUGCAGCUCAUCUUACAAAAAUCCUUAAUUCUGAUGAACAUGCAGUGGUCAGAUCAUCUGCCAAGAUACUGUGUGAAACUGUGAAGGACUUUGUUGCCAAAGUAGAGAAGGCAUAUGAGAAAACAUUGGAAAAUGCUGUUGUAGCUGAUGCUGUGGCCAGUAAAUGUUCGGUCCUAAAUGAGAAGCUUGACCAACUGCUCCAGGCUUUGCACACCGAUUCCCAGGCCGCUCGAGUUCUCCCGGGCAUUGGCUCUGUCAUUGUAGAAGAAGAUACUGUGGAAUCUUCAAGUGAAGAAUCGUUAUGUGAAAGCAAGGAACAACUCUUGGAUGACACUACAAAACCUUCCUCCCAGAAAGCAGUCAAACCAAAAGAGAUAAUGAUGCGGGCAAACAGUUUAAAGAAAGCAGUGAGGCAGGUCAUCGAAGAAGCAGGAAAAGUUAUGGAAGACCAGACAGUUUACCCCUGUGAACCAGUUAAUCAGUCAUUUGAUUAUGAUAGCACAGAAACAGAUGAAUCUAAAGAAUCUAAAGAUGAUGAUGCAAAAGAGUCAUUAACUGUUAAAACUGCACCUCGGUCUCCAGAUAGUCCGGCAAGUCGUUCCCAAACUGACUCUGGCCCUGGUCCAACUGUGGCAGCCAGCAAAGAAAACCUCCCUGUGCUCAAUACCAGAAUAAUCUGCCCAGGCUUAAGAGCAGGACUAGCUGCCUCAAUUGCUGGGAGUUCUAUUAUCAACAAAAUGUUACUAGCAAAUAUCGAUCCUUUUGGUGCAACGCCAUUUAUUGACCCAGAUCCAGAUUCAUUAGAUGGAUAUUCAGAAAAAUGUGUCAUGAACAAUUACUUUGGGAUUGGAUUAGAUGCAAAAAUUUCAUUAGAAUUUAAUAAUAAGAGAGAAGAACAUCCUGAAAAAUGCAGGAGCCGAACUAAAAACUUGAUGUGGUAUGGAGUCCUUGGAACCCGGGAAUUACUGCAAAGAUCCUAUAAGAAUUUAGAACAGAGGGUUCAACUUGAGUGUGAUGGACAAUAUAUUCCUCUCCCCAGUCUGCAAGGAAUAGCAGUAUUGAACAUCCCCAGCUAUGCCGGAGGCACUAACUUUUGGGGUGGAACUAAAGAGGAUGAUAUAUUUGCUGCACCUUCAUUUGAUGACAAGAUCCUGGAAGUCGUUGCAGUAUUUGAUAGUGUGCAAAUGGCAGUUUCAAGGGUCAUUAAACUACAGCAUCAUCGGAUAGCCCAGUGUCGUACGGUAAAAAUCACUAUAUUUGGCGAUGAGGGAGUCCCAGUGCAGGUGGAUGGCGAAGCAUGGGUUCAGCCUCCAGGGAUUAUCAAAAUCGUGCACAAAAACAGAGCUCAGAUGCUAACAAGGGACAGGGCUUUUGAAAGCACUCUGAAAUCUUGGGAAGAGAAACAGAAGUGUGAUUCUGAUAAACCAGUUCUUCGAACCCACUUGUACAUCCAACAUGCUGUUGAUUUGGCCACAGAGGAGGUGUCGCAGAUGCAGCUGUGCUCCCAGGCUGCGGAGGAGCUCAUUACAAGAAUUUGUGAUGCUGCCACGAUCCACUGUCUUUUGGAGCAAGAACUGGCCCACGCGGUGAAUGCCUGCUCCCAUGCACUGAAUAAAGCCAACCCUCAGUUCCCAGAGAGUCUUACCAGAGACACUGCCACUGAAAUAGUCAUCAAUGUGAAGGCACUAUAUAAUGAGACAGAAUCUUUACUGGUCGGCAGAGUUCCUUUGCAGUUGGAAUCUCCACAUGAAGAGCGGGUAUCCAGUGCCUUACACUCUGUGGAGGUGGAGUUACAGAAAUUAACAGAGAUUCCCUGGCUCUAUUAUAUCUUACACCCAAAUGAGGAUGAGGAGCCUCCUAUGGAUUGCACCAAGCGAAACAGCAGAAGCACAGUAUUUCGUAUAGUGCCAAAAUUUAAAAAGGAAAAGGUUCAGAAGCAGAAGACAAGUUCACAGCCUGUUCAGAAAUGGGGCACAGAGGAAGUUGCUGCUUGGCUGGAUCUGAUCAAUUUGGGAGAGUACAAAGAAAUCUUCAUUCGUCAUGACAUCAGAGGGGCUGAACUUUUGCAUCUGGAGAGGCGAGAUCUGAAGGACCUGGGGAUACUGAAAGUGGGCCAUGUGAAGCGAAUUCUUCAGGGAAUUAAAGAGCUUGGAAGGAGUACUCCCCAGAUUGAGGUGUAAUCAUAUCGGUGCUAUUCUUUGGAAGGGAAGUAAUUGCUACUUAAUACAAAGUUCUUGGAAGCAGUUGGCUGUUUUUGUAGUUUUCUGCCUAGACAAGUAAGCACCACUGAAGCACCUUGAUGACUUGAUAUUUUGCUGUGGGUGAAAAUUUUGAUUUGAGGUAUUAGAAAAUAUUUUUGUGCCAAAAAUACAUUUCACGGAGCCAUUUCCUUAUUGUACAUACCUAACCUGUCCAAAUUUGCUUGAGUUAGUAAAAAAGUAGGAAGACUGAGACAAUUGGAUUGUCAAAAACGUGGGAUUGCAAAAUGUUUACUUUCCUUAAAGCUGGUCAUGUGGAAUAUUCUUAUUGUACAACCACAAAACAGUAUAUGGCUAAAACCUCUUAGAUCCCAUUAUUGGAGGCAUUGGCUUCUUCCUUAUAUUUGUGGGUUAGGGGUCUAAGAUACAUUAAGGUGUGUUUUGAAUGUUAGAUUGGUAUCACCUCACAUUCCUAGUGCUCAGUGGUCAAAGAAUAUGUUUAAAAUCCCUCAAAUACUAUGAAUGAAUGCGAAUCUUAACGCAUGUUGUUGCUGCCUGAAUUCUUUUUCUUGCAUGUCACAUCUAAUAUUGUUAACUCUUAGUUUUAAUGGAAUUAAUUUAUUACUACCUAAGUACCUUUUUAUUAGCUAAAGGCAUUUUCUGUUCUUCAGUGUGGACCUUGCAUAAAUAUCCUGUAUCUAAGAAUUUGUGAACAUGUGUCUGUCCCAUAAUCGACAAAACGAUACUCUUUUGCAAGCCAGUUUUAUAUCCACUUAUCAUAAACAGUGGGCAUACACAUUAAGACAAUUUUCUGGAUAUUUUCACAAAUUACACGUUCUGUUGUCCAACAAAAUUAAUUAUGCUUUCCAAACCCAAAUUUGCACAUUUGCUCUUAUUUUUCCAUUUCGCUUUAAUAAUUAUUUAAUGUUUUGUUUGCAUUUACAAUAUAGGAGACUGUUGACCUCCAGAAAUUUCUUCAAUGUCUCAACUAGGAUUUGUAUACUGAUGACUGAUUGGUCACCCAGACUUACCCACUAGUUCAAGUUACUCCUGACAUGAACUGCCUCCCAAGAAGAGAAAUUUAAAUUAUUUUAAAGGCCUUUACAUUCUUUUUCUUAUCUCACCUAAUUCUUAUAUCCUAUCUGGUAGAUACUAUUUUCCUUUUUCUAAACCACUACACUUCAGUGUAGCUCAUUAGGAGUCAACAUUCCAAUUAUCAAAUGUUUGAAAGCCAAAGGCAUACAUAUAAAAACGCCACACAGGUAUCUUUAAAUAAGCUUUCUUUAGAUAUUAUAUACCAAAAAUCAAUUGUAAUAUUUAAAAAUCAUCUAUAUAAAAGAAGUAAACAGGGCAUUAUUGUACUUACCCAGUGGUGACAAUUUUCAUAAAGUAGCCUUCUAGGUAGGUGCUCAAUAGAUAUCCAUACAUAUAUGUGCAUAUACACAUAAUAUGUAUAUACACACAUAUACAUUUAUAUGUAUAUUCACACUUAUAAUCGCAAAAUAUGCUCUCAUUGAUACUUUCUAGACAACUGUUUGCUGAAUGCUUAAAGAGAAAUAUUGAUGGGAAAGCAUUAAAAUGAACUAUUGUCAGACAUAAUUAGAUCAAAGGAGUUAACUAUUUGACACUUUAUUCUUAUUCAUAACUUUAGUAUUUAACUACUAGUGAAAAUCACAGGAUUUGGAUAUCUUAAAAAUAAAUGAACCCAAUGGUUUCCUGACCAAGUAUGUCUGACUAUAUAUAUUUUACCUAAGUUGUGAAUAAAUGGACAUUUCCAAAGAGAAUUAUAUCAAGUAGCUUAAUGGAGUAAAAAGCUCUUUGCUUAAAAUUGUAAUGUUAUCCAUACUUAAGAAAUCAAAGGCCUUCUUUUUCAGUCCCUUUUUUAGCCCUGUCCCCCACCCCCGCAAGGAGUCCUGCUCUUCCAGGCACUUCCCAAUGGAAUCAGAAUAAAAUAUACCUCGCCAGGUUCUCAGAACUCCGCAGAGGUCACAGAUCCCUGUCCAGCUCUGCCCAAGUAGGAAAGAUGGGGCAAGGAGGUGAGGAACUCUAGAAAAAAAAUGAAUGAAUAUGAAAAUCUUUAUUGGUUUUCACUCCCCCAAAAUACUGCUUUGCUAAUAGAAAAAAUUCUCAAGCUAUUACAUUUUCAGAAUGUAAGAGUAAGAUGUAAAUGAUUGGAUUUAUUUGUUUGAUGUUGAUCUUUCAUUCUUAGAUACCAUCUUUUAUAUAUACUGUAAAACCUCCAUUAAUGGAAUCUUUGGUUGGGUAGAAUUUUCCUGCAAGUGGCUCUUGGAUAAGGGAAAUCCUUUAAAAUGACCAUUUAAUUUCUUUUAUUUUGUUAAAUGAGAGCAAAUUUUCCUGUCCACUUUGUCAUUUGUGGUUAUGUAGGACCCAAAGGACUUCACUCAAUACCUGUCUGCCAGGGUGGUGCCCUCAGGGCCCCCAUAGGUGCCUGUCAGUAUCACAGAGGAACCAGCUGCUUCUAAUAGGUGAGGUUGCAAAAAACCAUGGGAAGAAUUUCUCUCCCGGUGCCUGAUCACAGCUCUGGGGUGUGCAGGUGAGGCCUCUGUGCUUUGAUCCAGCAUAAGCUGGGGUGAGUGGCCCAAGCCUGCUCCUGAUUGCCAGCUGUCAUUGCCACCUUCCAAACUGCUAGGCUGUUCCACAAAUUAUGCAGAUAAUUUGAGAGGGAUGGAGAGGAAUCACAGCCAACACUCACUUCCUUUCAGUCUCAUUUUUCUCGAGGAAGAACUUGCUUUUCAAGAAGGAAAGGGACAGAGUCAGGCCUAGAUAAAAUGCCGGUGUCUGACUUUUCCCUUCCGUGUCUUUCCCCUCCCCUUCUGAGUUUCUUUUCCACUUUCUGGUUUCACAUUUUCCUACAUGCACACCACAGUGAUGGUUGCUCCAAAUCUCACUGCUGUAUACCACCGUUUUGUCAUCAACUGUUCUACUGCAAAAUGACUCAGCUCUUCCCACCUUAGCACUAACUGGGGGCCAUCUAGCAAAGUUUUAGGAAAAAAACAAUGUAAAGAAACUAAUUUUACCUUUUGCAUUUUAUAAAUGGAACCUUGCUAGUCUAAGUGAAUUUUAAUGGAUUACCAAGCAUGUUAAGCUCAUUUUCACGGGGGGCCACAUCAGCCUCGUGGUUGCCUUCAAAGGGCCAAGUGUAAUUUUAGGACUGCAUAAAUGUAACUACUCCUUAACAGUUAAGUGAGAGCUCAACACUGCCUCCAGGUAGAAACAAGGUGCCUGGCCAGAUAAAACAAGGUGGAGGGCUGGAUUUGGCCUGUGGGCCUUGUGUUUGCCACCUAUGGAUUAGACAAUUUGGGGAUCAUGGUGUGUGUGUGUGUGUGUGUGUGUGUGUGUGUACGUGUACACAUAUAUGUUGCUGUUACUGAGAAGAGGUGACCCGUGAAUGUCUAGAUCUGUGCUGUGCAGUGUCGUAGCCACUAGCCACAUGUGGCUGUUUAAAUCUAAGUUACUUUAUGUAGAAAUUGAGUUUUUCAAUUUCAUUAGCCACAUUUCAAGGGCUAAAUAACCACAGUGGACAGUACAGAUGUUGAACAUUUACAUCAUUACAGAAACUGUACUGGAUAACAUUGAGCAUUGCUACCCUAAAUGGACCCACAGCAUCCUUAUCACCUGGGAACUUAAGAAAAAUGCAGAUUCUUAGGUUUAGUUCAGACCUACUGAAUCAAGAAUUUUAAACAAGAUUCAUCUGAAUGAUUAGCACUGGUCUAAAUACGUUUUAUCCCUUUGAGAUAUUAGGUAUCUGAGGUCUUCAAAAGGUCCUCAGAAUAGCUCAUUCCCUCCCCAGUCCACUGUUUCAUAUCGCCUCUCCAGCUAAUCCUAGAAAUCAGCUAAAACUCAUUUAUCACCCUGAGUUUUCUUCUCAGUCCAUAUUCCUAAUUCUGGUUCUAGAUGAGCCCUACCUACCCAGUGAUUACAUUUUGGUGGCAAAGGUGGAACACAGGAGAUUGUCUACCUAGCACAGCUGGCCUUACCCCAUAUCUUACCCCAUAUCUAUUGCCAAUCUACGUUCACUCAGUCCAUUGCUCUUGAGGCACUCUCAUUUGUUCACAACUUAAGUCACAGAAAAUAUUUCAGAAGAAUUAUGCACUGAGAUAAGUAAGAUUGGGUCAGUCUCCGACAACUUGUACUUUUUCACUUUCUCUUAUUGGUAGAUUAUCCUGUUGACAUAGUUCAUGCUUGAGGGCAUAGCAGCACUCACUUUAAAUGAAUCAUUAGGCGUAAAAACUCAAAAGAUUGCCAAUAAAGUGAAAUGUGUCAUUAAAGCCCUCAAGGACCUGAUGUUUGCUAGACUAACUCUGUUUUUCUUAUGCUAAUUUAAUCUUCAUUUUCAGAUAGCUAAUAAUUUCUUAAAAUAGUGUCUGAAAAAUACUGUAUUAUAUUCUUGACCCUCAAAAUACAAAUUAUUUUAUUCUACAAUAAGACCUUUCCCAAUGACUUACUGUCAAUAAUCCUUCACUUAAUUUUUUAUAUAAUUUACCAAAACAUUGCUUCCUAGAUAUUCUUUAGCUUAUUUUUGUGAAUGAAAAGGUCACUACUUUAAUCUUAAUGGAAGUCACUUUUAACAGGAAUUAAGGAAGCAAAUAUUCAUGCAAAGCCGUGACUUAGAAAAUUAUAGUGGGAACUCUAAAGCAAGUUAUCUGUUAUCUCCAGCUGGGCUAAUGACAUAUUGGACUUUUGUGUUAAUGCAGAUGGGAAUUCUUUAAGGAUGUAACUCUUCAUUGAGCUAUAAAAGCAUUAUCUCUCUCAACCUUGGUAUCUAGUGUUUCUCCUGUCCUCUUUUCCCCCCAGAAAAUAAACUCAUCCUGCAAUUUUCAGGUGGAAUUUGGAUAAAACAGUGGGUUUAGAGAUUCAUGGUACAAGUGGCAGUUUUAAAACGCCAAGUCCUUUAAAUCAGCUGAGAAGAGUGAAACAUAAAGAUUCCUCAAAUGCUAUCAGACAGUUGCAUAACCUCCCCACACCUCUCCAUCUCUGCUCAUCACACGUGCCAGUCCAGUGGGGCAUGGGACUGGGUUGUCCCUGCUGUGGCAUCUCCCUGGUGGCUUUGCAUAGCAGUCUCUCUGUCAGGUGUAAUAUGUUGCCUUUGCAAUAGGAUGCAUUCCUAAAAAAAUAGCCAAAACUUUAAAAAGGACAUGAUUAUUGGUUUUAUACUAAGCACAGCACUAAUUUUUAAUCUUUCUUGUUUUCUCUUUAGUAUUUUCUCUAGGUUUUGUUUAGAGAUAUUUCUGUUAAAAUAACAAACUGUAAAGGUUUAUUAUUACAAAGAACAGUGAGAUAAAAGACAGCUGGACUGUACCUGUUUGCGUACUUCUUUCUGUUAUUUCCAGGAAAAGUUGUUUAACAGAGUAACUGAGACUACAUUAAACUCAGUAAUAUUGUUUUAGAAAUCACAUUACUAAUAUAGGUAAACAGAUUAAUUUCCUUUAUGUAACUAAGAUAUUCUAUUUACAUAUAUUUAUAUUCUCUCUCUUAAUUUUUAUGCACUUCAAGUUUUAAUUGGAAAAAUAGAACCCAAGCCAUUACUUAAAGUUCUAAAAACUUUACAUAAAGUAUUUUAUUUUAGCUGCAAGUUAUUCAUUUCAUAGGAAUUUAUUAAUAGUCCGGGUAUUUCAUAGGAACUGCAUUUCAAGAGUAAAUUAGCCAAACUUAAAGGAAUGUAGGGUUACUUUUAGAUGUAUUAAAAUAAGUUUUAUACUCAGUUAAUGAUGCCAUUGAAGUAGGAUAAUGAGGUUAGAUAUACAAGCUAUAAAAGAAAAAAUAUAUUUUGUGGUCCUUUCUAUUUUAUUGUACUAUUGUUUACCACAGCUUAGCCAUGUCUAUUUCUAUAUUCUAAGUAUUAAGCUGAUAUAUAACUAAUAUUUCUUACAGUUCUGGUAACUGGUAACAUAUAUUGUAAAAGGUUUUGCUAUUGUAACAUUCCCAGUUUUGUGAGUUAUAUAUUGUAUAUUAAGAUGACUAAUAAAUUGAAGUAAUAUAUUUGACGAGAGCUGGAAAAUAUGGUAAUUAUUUUCAAAUCUUUAAAUAAGUUGUAUCAAAUUUUUUUCCACUUGAGUGAGAUAAAAUUCUCGCUUUCGUGUUAAAAUGUCUAUUUAUACAACAGAUUUCUCCUUUUACUGGUUUUAUUAAUUUUCAUAUUAAAUUUUUUCUUAUCUUUUUGUACCCAGAUAAUUAGGUCAUGCUGGUUAUUCAAACUGCCAAACUAUACUUUGGUUUGCUGGACUCGUAGCAGACAAAUAUUAAUAACAAACCAGCUUUGUAUAUUUUGUAGCUUUGGGGCAAGAAUUUUACCUUUGAGUCUCUAAGGGAGAGGCAGUGCUAUUACCAGCAAAGUCAACAAUGAACAGUAUUGUUUGUGAUCAUCAGUAGAAGGUUUUCACAAGUUGUAUAAAUCAGUGCAUUUAUUUAUUAUGUUGUGAAAUGUAAUCUUUAUACAAAAUGUGUAUUCUAGCUGCUUUCUUGUUACUGCUCUUGCUUAGAGUGUAAUAGCUCUGUUAAUGAUUUACUUGCAUACUUGAAGUACUCAUUUCUCUCAAACAGAUGCCCAAUUUUUUUCCUUCUUUAAAACAAAAAGUAUUCUCUACCAUCAUAGGUAACUAAAUAGUAAUAGGGAUAGUGUUCAAAAUAAUUAUCAUGGUUAAAAUAAUUAUGGAAAAGGCAAAAAGCCAAAAUGAAAUCACCACCAUUAAGGAUUUAAUGUAGCCAGGGAAUUCAUCAUGCUAUUUUUUGCCAAUAUGUAUGUAGUUUAUUUUCAAAUCAGAACUUUUCUGUGGUGAAUUUUCAAUUUUUGUUGUACCGUAAAAGAGAUCUCAGUGAUUAUAUUGCCAAUAUGACAUUCCAAUGUACAUUAAAAAUCUUGAACCCCAAAUUAUCACAUACCUCCAGUGGCUAGCUCCAGGUUCCAGAGUGUGUAUUUCUAACACAUGAUUGCAUUUAAUCUGGGCUACUUUACAAAUAGUAACCAUGGUAACUAAUAGUUUGUUUCUGUCAAUUAAGUCAAUGGGAUUUUAAUUGAGUUCUUAGUUAUUUUGGUUUAAAAGUAGUCUCUAUUCAACUGUUUCAAAAACAAAAUCUAAAACAUAAUGGCACAACAUAACACACAGAAUAGAAUCACAUUUUCAAGAAAAUAAAACUGUUCUGACUUAAUGUGGGGCAGUGUUGUAUACCAAAAAAAAUCAGUUUAGCAAGCCCUAAAUUCAACUAUUUUAUAGUGUAAGCAGUAGAUGAAUUGUAAACUAUUUAAAAACUAUAAUAGGAGAUCCAGAAUUAAUUUAUUUUAAUUUUAAAGUCAGUGUUUAAUAUUAAUUUUACUGUUACACAAACAAUUAUUGAAGGCAGGAAAAAAGAAAACAUACGAGAAACAUCAUAUGAGAAUUAAAAGAAAAGAAACUUGGGUUAUUUUGGAAAGGUUUGCAAAUAAAUAAUUUGAAUAUAGAUAGCUUUCACCUUAUAUUAUAGGAGCACAAAACCUGUGAGAUGUAUGGUAUGUACAGUGUCACAAACACCACCCAGAAUGUCACCCUGGUGAAGCCUCAGAGACUAUGUCUGCACCUUACCCAAAUAAUCAGUAGAAUUCAGGGGGCCCAUUUCACUGUUGAAAUUUAGAAGCCAUUUAAACAAGUAGUUUGGAUGACCUACUAAUCAUUUUUAUUUCCUACAUAAGGCAAAUAAUGUCUGCUUUCUCCACUGAGUGAUUGGCAGAGGGGGAACCUGUCAGAAGGGCUUUGCUAGUUCCUGGAGAAGAACUCUGAUGAAUACAGAUCAGAUCAUACCAUUCAGACAAAAGAGACUUUCAUGAACCCGCCUUCAAAUUUUUAGCAAGGAUAGAUUUUCCUUUCAUUUGAAACCAAAAAAAAAAUUAAAAUUCGUAAUACUACACAUAGCUGGAUUCUGUGAUUCUGGAGAUGGGAAUAUGGUUUAGGUGUAUUGAGUUCCAUAACUGACUUUGGUGCUCACUCACUGUGUCCUUUCUACAAACUAUAUGCCUCGGUCUCCCCAAUUAGAGAUGGCACACAAUAUUAUCAAUUAUAAGUUCUUGGGAAUUUUUCUUUGACAAAAAAUUAUGUAAGUGUGAAUCAUACCUAAAUUUACCAUUUCUUUCCCACUGCCAUUUAAGACAUAAAAAAGCUUCUAAGGCUAUAGCUUAAAAAUUAAAAUUCCAAAUUAAUAUCCCUUGAUGUUCAGUUUAAAAAUAAGAGUGAAGUAACACUAGUACUCUCUGUAUUGUAGGUUAUGGGUAUUUUCAUCUGUGCAUACAGGCUCAUAUUAUUCAUUUUAAGAUUAUCUAAAAACUCACCUCUGAAAUCUCCAGAAAUUUAGUAGUGUUUUUUUCUGUACCUACUCCAAUCAUUUUACAGCAGUGAAUAUUUU